GAAAUCAAAAUUGUGCGGUUAAUAAAUCAUCUUCAGCAAGUUUCACGUUCCACAGAAAUAAGCAGCGGAAAGUGUACUUAUUAGCUAUAAAAUAAAUAAAUAAACUUCUAUCUUGAUUGAACCAGAACAUUGAUUAAUACUUUUUUUUCUAAUUUUCCUUUUAUUAAACCGGGAAAGAAUUAUAAAUCUUUAAAAUAGAGAUUUAAUUACUGUCCAUAGGUUUAAAAAAAUGUUUAAGUGGAAUUGGAUUCCUAACUUAAUCUUAGUUUCCAGAGCUAAAUUAUCUAGAAGCCCUGCUGUUUAUUAUCCAAAAAUCUAUACCAAAACUGGAGAUAAAGGAACAUCUUCAACUUUUACUGGGGAAAGAAGAUAUAAAGAUGAUGACAUUUUUGAAGCUCUAGGUACCACUGAUGAAUUAACAAGUGCAAUUGGAUUUGCAAGAGAAUUUUUGCCAGAUAGUUGUCAAAAUAUUAACAUUCAACUACAAGAAGUGCAGUGUAUUAUUCAAGAUCUAGCUGCAUCUGUUGCAACUCCAAAAAGUUCUCAAAAAGCUUAUCAUGAAGCCAAAACUAAAUUUCCUCCUGAACAUGUUGAUGUGUUAGAAAAUUGGAUUGAUGAACAUACUAAAACUCUUCCACCUUUAAAUAAUUUUAUUCUCCCUUCUGGAGGACCUGGUAGUGCAGCACUUCAUAUUGCUAGAUCUAUUUGUAGGCGAGCUGAGCGACGAGUUGUUCCUCUUGUGAGAGAUCAUGAGGUUGAUGAAGCACCCAUGCGAUACUUAAACAGGCUCAGUGAUUAUUUGUUUACUGUUGCGAGAGUCUCUGGUCUAGCUGCUGGUCGAGAAGAGUUUAUUUAUUGGCAACCUAAACCAAAUUUAAAGAAAGAAAAAUGAUAUACAUCAAGUUUCUGUUUAUUUAUUUCCUAACUAACCACGUAAAUUUAUGAAUAGUUAAGAUUGUCAUACAUAAAUUUUUUUUAUUGAUAUUUAUUCGAAUUUUAUACUUUUUAUAUUAUCUUAUAGAAAUACUAAUCGUAUAUAUAUUUUUAAUUGCAUUUAUACUAUAAAUUAAUAUUUCUGUUGAGAAGUAAAUGUGAUAAAAGAAUUUUACCACUUAAAAUAUGGUUUAAAUUCAUGCAACUUUGUAUUUUAUAUUUUCUCCUUUUAUUUUAAUUUCUGUCAGAUACUUUUGAAGGAAUAUACUUUAAAAGUGUUCUUUGAAUUUUCAGAAAAGUUUUAUUUAAUGCUUUAUAAAGUUUUACAAAGCAUAUAUUUUCUCUUUUGGGAACAUGGCAUUCUACUUAGUGAUUUGAUUACUUAUUAAAUUUAUCGUUCUAUGAACAAAGAUGAAAGAUAACAAAAGAAUCUCGUCUAUCAAUUUAUGCAACAAAAUUUAUGUGAUCUAUUUCUAAGAAACUCACUUUUUUUUAUAAUACUCUGAUUUUUCUCAUAUUCUUAUUAAACUGCCGCUCAAUUUUAUGAAUAGUUAAGAAUUUGUUUUUCAUAAGCAUUUUGAUUAAUAUUUAAACAGACAUUAUAUUUCUUAUAUUAUUUUAAAGGAAUGCUUAUUGCAUAUAUCUUUAAUUGCAUUUAUAAUUUCAUGUAACUUUGUAUUUUAUAUUUUCUCCUUUUAUUUCAAUUUCUAUCAUAUACUUUUGAAGGAAUAUACUUUAAAGUGUUCUUUGAAUUUUCAGAAAAGUUUUAUUUAAUGCUUGAUAAAGUUUUACAAAGCAUUUAUUUUCUCUUUUGAAAAAUGAAUAAAAGAAUCUCAUAUAUCAAUUUAUGCAACAAAAUUAAUGUGAUCUUUUUCUAAGAAACCCACUUUUUUUCUUAAUACUCUGAUUUCUUAUAUUCAAUGUGAUAAGAUAGACAAGUAAAUGUGAUAAAAUAGUUUUAUCUCAUAAAAUAUGGUUUAAUUUCAGGUUAUUAUGCAUUUUAAAGUUUCUCUUUUUAUUUCCAUUUUUAUCCCAAACUUUUCAAAAAAAUAUACUUUGAAGAGUUCUUUGGAUUGUAAAAAACUUUUCUAUAUAAUGCUUGAUAAAGUUUUACAAAGCAUUUAUUUCCUGUUUGGGUUGACAUGGCGUUCUACUUAGUGAUGUUAUUAUUUAUGAAAUCUGUCUUUCUCUUUCUCAUGCAUUUUUGUUUUGAACAAAGAUGAAAAAUGAAUAAAAGAAUCUCUUCUAUCAAUUUAUGCAACAAAAUUAAUAUGAUGUGCUUCUAAGAAACUUAAUUUUUAUAAGACUGCUUUUCUCAAAUUCUUAAUUAAAUUGCCAAAUCUGUGUUCAUUGUACGUCUGUGUGCAGAGAGUUUUAAAUAUAUAAUGUGUUUUUCUGUUUAUAGAACUUUUAUAUGACUUAAAAGAAAAUGUUACUUUAAGUUAUUGUGUAACUGGAAAUACUGUUCUGAAAUAGUUAUCCUGUAGCAUAAAGGUCUUAUGUAAUGUAACGAAUUCUGUUAUCAUUUAAAGUAUAUUAAAACUCUGUACUGUGAAUGAA
Messenger RNA from Parasteatoda tepidariorum (common house spider), 2493 nucleotides. RefSeq names its product corrinoid adenosyltransferase MMAB. The record is from RefSeq and is a predicted model, not a curated record. Lineage: Eukaryota; Metazoa; Arthropoda; Arachnida; Araneae; Theridiidae. Gene Ontology annotation, molecular function: corrinoid adenosyltransferase activity.